Messenger RNA from Melanotaenia boesemani (Boeseman's rainbowfish), 957 nucleotides. RefSeq names its product myosin, light chain 12, genome duplicate 1 (gene myl12.1). The record is from RefSeq and is a predicted model, not a curated record. Gene Ontology annotation, cellular component: cytoplasm. Lineage: Eukaryota; Metazoa; Chordata; Actinopteri; Atheriniformes; Melanotaeniidae. The coding region runs from base 121 to 639 and encodes 172 amino acids. The transcript has 4 exons. Gene Ontology annotation, molecular function: calcium ion binding.
GUUUGUUCUGAUGUUUUGCACUAUAAUCAGGAAGUGAAGGGCGGUGGUUGAGAAGAAGAGCUGCAGCGGGCUAGUUGACAACUAUCAGGCUUUUGUAAGAAAAUAAAAGAAACAAUCACAAUGUCUAGCAAAAAGGCAAAGGGAAAGACCACAAAGAAGCGCCCUCAGCGCGCCACCUCCAAUGUUUUCGCUAUGUUUGACCAAUCACAGAUUCAGGAGUUCAAGGAGGCCUUCAACAUGAUUGACCAGAAUCGUGAUGGUUUUGUUGACAAAGAGGACCUUCACGACAUGCUUGCCUCACUAGGGAAAAACCCAACUGAUGAGUACCUGGAGGCCAUGAUGAAUGAAGCUCCUGGACCCAUCAACUUCACCAUGUUCCUCACCAUGUUUGGAGAGAAGCUCAAUGGUACAGACCCUGAGGAUGUGAUCAGAAAUGCAUUUGCCUGUUUUGACGAGGAGGGGACAGGUUUCAUUCAGGAGGAUUACCUCAGAGAGCUCCUCACAACAAUGGGUGACCGGUUUACAGAUGAGGAGGUGGACGAACUCUUCAGGGAGGCUCCCAUUGACAAGAAGAGUAACUUCAACUAUGUUGAGUUCACACGCAUCCUAAAGCACGGUGCCAAGGAUAAGGACGAUUAAAGAGCCAUACAUGAUUGUUCCUCAGAGCCCCCCUUUGCCUCUUCCAUCAGCUAGAUCACCAUGCUGCAUGUCUCAACUCUCCUGUAAAAACCCAGUUUUAAACCAACCAAAGCAAUAACUAUCCACCUUUUUUGCUGUCAACUUCCAGUUUUGCCAAAUGUUAACAUCCGAAUGAGUUUUUAAAAUAUCCUGUUAAGAUGUGAAGUGGUGGCAUUUUGGAAGAUCCAAUGGAUACGUUUUUGCAGUUAAAUUGGGUUUAGCUGAAUUUUUACAUUUUAUAAUAUAAACUUUUUAAAUAAAGCCCUUUAUCAAGUUGUA